UUUGUUUCUUCCUCUCCUAAAUUGCACCUGUAGUUUAUUAUCUUUAGGAAGUUCCUCCACAGCUUCCAAUGGUGCAGAAAUAGACUGACCGUCUGAAGGGGCUUCACAUGAAUGUUCAACAAACUGGUCGACUUAUUUUCUACGAUGAGUUUCUCUUUUUCUGUUCAGUACCAUGGUUUAUUCAACAAGGGAGCCACAUGCUACUUGAACAGUAUCCUGCAGGUGCUGUUUAUGACCAAAGACUUCAGAGAAGCUGUUCAAAGGCCGGCUAGUGACAAUUACACUGGGUAUAUUGAUGGUCACCUUAAAGAGUUGUUUGAUGAAUUACUGACACAGACUGGAGAUACAUCUAAUAUAAUAAAGGCACUGGACAUUGACAGAGUGUACGAACAGCAGGAUGCAGUCCAGUACUUUGAGAGGAUUUUGAAGCUGACCAGUCCUGAGGCAGUGAAGAUCUUUCAAGGAGCGAUGGCACACAGGACCGUUUGUGGUACGUGUCAGACAAUGACAGAUGUAGACGGGCCAUUCUGGCACCUUCCUCUGCAAAUGGUGGAGUCGCCCCGUGAAGAUUACAGCGUGAUGGAUGGCAUCAGCACAUUUUUCCAAACCACAGUCUUCAGUGGAGACAACCAGAUGUUCUGUGACAAGUGUGAUGACAAAGUUGAUGCCACUAGUCAAUACGUCAUAAAGCAUCAUCCAGAUGUUUUGAUUCUGCUGCUGAAGAGGUUUGACUUCAGUCACUAUUAUAUGUCAUACUUCAAAAUCAACUGUGUUGUGGAUGUUCCCUGUUCUGUAAAGAUACCAGAGAAUCAAGCAUAUGAACUGUAUGCAGUGGUGGACCAUUUUGGUGACCUGAGAAGUGGCCAUUACAACACAAUAAUCAAAUCCCAGGAUGAAGAAGACCAGCAGUGGUUUAUCUUUGAUGAUUCCAGGGUCACACGAGUAUAUUGUCAUCCAUUCCAAGACAAUGAAACUGUAAAAUCAAGAAGUGCCUAUCUUCUAAUUUACAAAAAAGACAUAGGUGCUCAAAACAUCAUGGAGCAGCCUACAAAUGAAGGUUCCCCACGUGCUACCAGUGAGAACUGUGACCAAAGUCUUGAUGCUGAUGGACAGGAGGCAGUGUGUAUAGAAAAUCAUUCAGAAGUAAAAAACAUGCAGGCUGGACCACAAAGUCAUCAAAUGUUUGGUAAGAGGACAAGUCUCGACUUGGGUGACAGUCCUCAAGAAGCUCCUGUUAAAGAUCUAGAGAGGGGGAGAGGGCAGGACGUUGACACACAAGUACCUGAGAUGAGGAUAGAAACAGAUGUUGAAGAUAAGACGAGAAACAUGGAGCUAAACACAAGAGAUGAACAUCAAUCAAAGAGAAGAGCAUCCAGUCCAAAACCUCACAGUAGUGAAGACGUAAAGGACCAAGAGGGACUAAUAGAUGGAGAGUGUAGCUCUCAGAAGUCGAGACUUGCGUAUAAAGUAAUAGAAACUGAAUGUAGAGAGGUCCCUAGUGACGGUGCAGGAAGCAGCAGGACAAAGGAAAUGAUAAGUGAGAUUAAAGAUGGCACCAUUAAAAGACUGGUCGAAGAAAAUGAAGAGGCUGUCAACAGAAAGUCUGAUACUGCAAACGAUGCAAUGGCCAGUUUACCAACAGGUGUGUCCCGUAUGACACUGGAUGAGUCCCCAGUGGCAGAACAACCAGAACACAGAACCAACAGCGUCACUGGGAAAGCUGCAGGGAAGAAAAAGGAAGUUCAUUUUGAAGUUCACAAAUUGAACAAUUUCUGCGGACCAAAAACAGAAGCAGUUCGAAUGAAAUACAUUCACCAGAAAGGAUUUUCGCACAAGAAAAAAUGGUGGUGUAACUCAGGAUUAAUGGCGCGUAAGAGAAGGAGAGUACAGAACAGGACAAAAGCGAGGAAAAUAAAGCAACAAAAGAAUGUAAACUGGGAUUCUGAAGCAGAUUGAUGUAAAUUCCAUAUUUUUCCAGGUUGAGAUAAGUGUCCAUUAGAUUGAAACAUUUGAUAUUUUUAAUUUUUGAACCUUAUUAGUAAUGUCAGAUCAUCAGAGAUCAAUCAGGGUGAAGGGUCAGCGCAGCCAGACUGCACAACAUUUCUCUCUCUGAGCAGGAGUGUGAGACUUCUUUUUCUUUAGACUUCCUUAACUUAUUGUUUUUGUGCAGAGCUUCACAAAGAAAAAAAUGGGAUGUAAGAUGUUUAAAAUUAUCAUAAUUAUUGCAAUUGUUUGUAAAGAUAAAAAAACUGCUGAAUAAUAAACUGAAAACAUCAA
Cololabis saira (Pacific saury) is the source of this 2277-nucleotide messenger RNA. RefSeq lists its product as uncharacterized. Bases 112 to 1956 code for a protein of 614 amino acids. The transcript has 11 exons. Lineage: Eukaryota; Metazoa; Chordata; Actinopteri; Beloniformes; Belonidae. Gene Ontology annotation, cellular component: nucleus; cytosol. Gene Ontology annotation, biological process: protein deubiquitination. Gene Ontology annotation, molecular function: cysteine-type endopeptidase activity; cysteine-type deubiquitinase activity. The record is from RefSeq and is a predicted model, not a curated record.